UCAUGAAAUCCUUAAUCUUGAUUGCCCUCAUUGCUGUAGCCUUUACAGCUAGAGUUUAAGAGAGAAACAUGGCUAAAGUCUAAGCUGAUUUAGCUAAAAGUACAUAUGGAAAGGCAUUACUUCAUUUGGUUGAGUUACACUCAAUGGCAGGUGGACCAGUUUAAGAGUUAAUCGAUGCUAUCGAAGAACUCAUUAAUGACUUAGAAGAAGAAUUAGAAACAUUAGAAUUCAAUUUCUAAGUGAGAACAAACGAACAUAAUGCACUUGUUGUCUCUCUUGAAUAAGACAUCCAAGAUGCAGUUAUUGGUAUUUCAAAAAUCUAUGUAUAGAUGUCAACAACACAUAAGACACUCUUGAUAAUUUACUUUAUCCAAGAAGAAAUCAAAUCUAAAGCAAAAUUGAUACCGUUAUUGGAUACUAAGAAGAGAAUAGAAAGAACUAUGAUGAAGCAGUCCUUGUUAGAGAAUAAGAGCAUGAAGCAUUUGAAGCCUAAGUUGCUGAAUUAAAUGAUGCAACUGCUUCAGUUGACGAUGCACUUGCUUUACUUUCUUCAUUGACAAAUCCAUCAUUGUUGUAAAUCAAAAGAUUCUAAAAUACUUUGAAAAAUAUUGAAAAUAAAUUAAGAUCAAGAUCUAGAAUGGCCCCAAUGAUCAAGGCUCUCAUUAGUUUAGCUUCCAAUCAAAACUUUUCAAAUUAAGAUGUUUUGAAAUCCAUUGUUGAUGCUCUUAAUGAUUUCAGAAAUGCUGUAGUUGAUCAAAUCAAUGAUUUAACAGCCUAAGAAGCUCAAGAUGUUGCUGAUCAUGAAGAUUAUCUUGAAUAAUUGGAUUCUGAAUUUGCAGAAUUUGGAAGAUAAAUUGACAGAGCAACUGUAGACUUGACUGCAACCAAUGGUAUUAAUUAAUAUUAUAUAUUUUAUAGAAAAGAUUGACUCAAUGGUUGAAUUCAGAGAUUAAAGAGCAGCUGAUUAAAAAUAAUACACUGCUGAAUUAGAAUUGGAAAAUAACACUUAUGCUGAAGAAACCGAUAUUUACACCAAUACCAAGAAUGAAUUCACUAGAGAAUUGGGAGUCAGUGAAUAGGCUUUAGCACUUGUUUAAAGUGUUGAUUUCUCAAACAUCUAGGUUUGAUA
Paramecium pentaurelia is the source of this 1129-nucleotide messenger RNA. The record is from the annotation of a GenBank genome assembly. NCBI's taxonomy places the organism in Eukaryota, Ciliophora, Oligohymenophorea, Peniculida, Parameciidae.